UAUGCUCAGUCCCUAAACCCAAACCAGCCAAUCGCAAUGGCAGACGAAAUCGACGUCGCCGACAUCUUCCAAGACCCCGAGGGGUACUACCCCCCGGAAAAAGAACCCACCUACGCAGAGCACCACAUGCUCUCAGGUCAGAAAGUGCGCGUGCGUCUAGUCGGAAGCCACCCACUCUACGGCGAUUUACUCUGGAACGCUGGCCGAACGAGCUCGCACUAUCUCGAACAACACCGCGAUUUGGUGGAUGGGAAGAAUGUACUGGAGAUUGGUGCUGCGGCGGGUGUGCCUAGUAUCGUGAGCGCGAUUCUGGGCGCGAGGACAACCGUUAUGACGGACUAUCCGGAUCUGGAUCUUGUUGGGAACAUGCGCUACAAUGCGGAACUCGCUGCGCCGUCGAUCGACUCGAGCAAAUCGUCGCUGUACGUUGAGGGGUAUAAAUGGGGGGCUACCGUUGAGCCGUUGAUCGCGCAUCUACCCGAUAACCAGACGACAUUCGAUACUUUGAUCAUGGCGGACGUGGUGUAUAGCCACCGCGAACACCCGAACCUGAUCAAGACGAUGCACACGACGCUGAAGAAAUCGCCGGAGUCUGUUGCGCUGGUUAUUUUCACACCGUAUCAGCCGUGGUUGUUGCCCAAGACGGAGAAGUUUUUCCCGCUGGCGGAGGAGAAUGGGUUUACGGUGACGAAGAUCUUUCAGAAGGUUAUGGAUGAUGUGCUUUUUGAGAAGGAUCCUGGUGAUGAAACGCUGCGGAAGACGGUGUUUGGGUAUGAGCUUCGGUGGGCUCCGGAGCAGUUGAAAUGAUGACUUAUGAUACGAGAAAACGACUAAAAGUGAUUUAUAGCAUAGACAUGGGU
Molecule: messenger RNA, 860 nt
Organism: Aspergillus glaucus CBS 516.65
Lineage: Eukaryota; Fungi; Ascomycota; Eurotiomycetes; Eurotiales; Aspergillaceae
Gene: efm7
Product: putative nicotinamide N-methyltransferase Nnt1
Exons: 2
Coding region: 37-807 (256 amino acids)
Biological process (GO): peptidyl-lysine dimethylation
Molecular function (GO): protein-lysine N-methyltransferase activity
Source: RefSeq, a predicted model, not a curated record